Leguminivora glycinivorella is the source of this 2711-nucleotide messenger RNA. RefSeq lists its product as uncharacterized. The record is from RefSeq and is a predicted model, not a curated record. Bases 16 to 2001 code for a protein of 661 amino acids. NCBI's taxonomy places the organism in Eukaryota, Metazoa, Arthropoda, Insecta, Lepidoptera, Tortricidae. The transcript is spliced from 10 exons.
CCCGCGUCCUCCGCAAUGGCCACACUCCCGCGCACGCUGGUCGCGCUGCUCGCGCUCGGCGCGUGCUCCGCUCUCAUCGAUGACGCGCUCGACGUGUUGCGAUUGGGAAAAGAGAUCGGCGAAGAGGUGUUAAACUCGUGGGACCUUGUCGGGAAGUCGUUUAACGCGUCAGGGGGUGUAGAAUUGCCUAUAAUUAAGAGGAAGGAGAGGGUAAUCUUGGCGAAGUUGGGUGAGGUGUCGCGCGCGAUACAGAGGUUGGAAUUGGGUGUGGAGAAGACGGCGGCGGUGGCUGAGCUGUUGGCUAGGAGUGGGGUGCGGGGCGCGCGUCUGGAGCUGCGGCUGCACGAGAUGGCGGACCUGCUGUCCCGGGUGUCGUCGGCCAACCGGCAGAUGCGCGAGUACGUGAGCAUCCAGCAGGAGCUGGAGCCGUCGACGCUGCAGGAGUUCGCGGAGUGGUGCGUGUCGCACGACCCGGGCGCGCUGCCGGGGCUGCUGGAGCGCGUGCACGCGCUGGUGGCGCCCCCCCACAACCACCUGCUCGGCCGCGGCGUGUUGCAGCUCGUCUUGGAUGAUUUACAGGAACAGAGCCAGGACCUGUGCGAGCUACAGAUGUCGCCGCACCAGCUGAUCUAUGACAUGUACAACACCAUCGCGCUCACGGAGAUCAAAGGUUACGCCAUGAUGCAGUUCUCCUGGAUCCUGCUCAAGAUCUACGGGAAAGGAAACUACACAGAGGAAGCCAGCCUGACCAGACAACGAUACUCUGAAAGAACGGAAAAGACAGCAGCCGCCGCUAAAGCAGCACUUGCUAUGUCCAAACGAGGGGUCUACCGGUGCGAUCCAGCUCAACACAAAGAAGGUGAAACGUUUGCGCAAGUAACUCGCCUACUCCAGGGUUACAUCGAGAACGAGGUGGAUAUGAACACAGACGGAACUUGCAGGGACAACUGCGCGUACUACUCGUUGGCCGAACGACACGGCUGCUUCAAGGAACUGUACUGCGCGAAGCAGAGGCCUUGCAAUGGGAGGAUUCUCAACUGCCAGUAUAUUGACUCGGACAUGUGGGUCUGUCCUGCGGGUCGGAACAGCAACCGGCGGUACGAGUGGAUCGAAUAUGAGAACGGGCGAACCCUCGGCAAAGCGGGCAGGUGCACGCUGGGAACUACCAAGGUGGACUCGUGGUGGCGCUGGAACCUCCAGCACUGCUCGUACUGCAUGUGUCUGUGCGAGGAGCCGGCGGCGGAGGCCGAGCGCGUCUUCAGCUUACGCGAGGCUGUGACGGACUUGCAGACCAACAAGGUAGUAACCGGACUGCGUAUAGUGAAGCUUGGCAGGGUGUUCCACCUCCAAAUCAGCGAGGGAGUGUUGGGCGAGCGAGGGGCGGUGACUCCCAGUGGAUGGGUGCCGGUGGUUAAGUUCGACCCCGAGGACGCUGGUGUUGCUGCGACGGAUUAUCAUACUCUGACGUAUGAGCAGCGGGCGAUAGACUUGGACGAACUGGAUUCGCCCAAGGGACACGUGCUAACUGGAGUCAGGUGGCGAAUGAUCGGUGCGCAUCUACACUUCGAGAUCAGAUCCACACCCUUCAACUACACAACAGGACGCCUCGCGCCCGACAGAAGUCAAUGGAUCAGUAACGACAACACAGAGGGCGCUGAACAACCAAGGAAGCGCCUAGAGUUGUACAAGCCAGACAUUCCGACGCGCAGCGCGGCGCCCAUGCCGGUAGACUCGACACACGACCAGUACGUCGAGUUCGACAACUCGGACUUCGAGGCGGACGCCGCUCAGACGACGGUGCCGUUCCUUGACGUCCAGCCAGUUGAGCCCAUGAAGGGGGCUGCCCUAGCGAGCGGCGCGGGCAUCGUGCACCGCGGGUCGCGCGGCUCGGGCGGGUUCAUCACGGUGAAGCUGUUCACGUACGACUACAGCCCGCAUGUCCGCGCCGACCCGCCGCCCGCGCACGAGCCCGACUUCGUGCCGCUGCCCGUCAUCAAUUAGAUGAAGAUAGUCAUUGGUCAUUGCAGAGGACGCGUCUGUGCAAGUCGGGCCUAAACCUACCACUAGUGUGAUAAAACUUAUCGCGUCGGUGCGUCCCUAUCGCAACAAAUAGUGGAAUAAGGAAAACCUGACGUGAUAGGCUUUAUUGCGUUACCAUCCCGUCAAAUUUCUUUUGAAUGACGAUUGCCUAUGACCUUGUGUUAUUCAAAUCAAUGGCAAAUUUAAAGCAAAAAUUGCCGAUGAAUCUAUUUUUUAUUAAUUUUUAUAUUUGUUUUAUAAUUGAAUGCACUUAGGCGUCCUCUGUUGUGGAAAUUUAGUUAUAAAUAUAAGUAAUUAGGACGAGUGCGGCCUGGGGCCACAGAAGAUACUUGAUUGCUGUGUAAUUUAACCUCUUCAGUAGGUAAUCAGAUUUAAUGUACAAUAAUUUAUGGUUUUUGACUCACUUUUCUUAAGCAAUAUUUAUCACAGCAUUCGCGGGGUACAAUGUAAAUACGUAAAGGAUGAUAAAACAUGUAUGUUAAAAAAUAUAAACAUCAUAUAAAAUAAAUAGUAAAAAUCCUGGUCGCGGCACCAAAAUGUAACGCCGGUGUUUGCUGUAAGUGCCGUAAAAGCCAUCAAGUGGUUUCCGAGAGCUCCAGCCGUGGGAACUGUACUCAUUAUUGUAAUAUAAGGUUUUGAUAGCAAUAAAGACUUUCUUAAUUAAAAUCUAA